CUGGGUCGGGAGGGGCGGUGGCUGCCGGCGCGUUCGGCAGAGUCCGGAAAGGGUCGGGCGGGUUCGGAAGAGGGCUUUUUGAAGGUGCCCGGGCGUGAGGAGGCGCGUCAGAAAGGGGGCCGCCGCCGCCUGUCCUUGAGGGGGGGAGCCGUGGCCGGGCCCCCGGACGACGCGAUGCUGACCGACAGCCUGGUGGAGGAGUUCGAGAUACGAGAGGAUGAGCCUUGGUACGACCAGCAGGACUUGCAGCAAGAUCUCUAUCUUGCUGCUGAACUUGGGAAGACUCUGCUGGAUCGGAACACAGAGUUGGAGACAUCACUGCAGCAGAUGUAUGCAACCAACCAAGAGCAGCUACAAGAGAUAGAGUAUCUUACAAAACAGGUGGAACUCCUGCGUCAGAUGAAUGACCAGCAUGCCAAAGUCUACGAACAGCUCGAUAUCACUGUUAGAGAUCUAGAAGACGCUAAUCAAAAACUAAUUGUGGAUAGUAGAUCUUCACAGCAGAAGAUCUUAAGCCUUACUGAGACCAUCGAAAGUCUUCAAACGCACAUCGAUGACCUCCAGACACAAGUGGAGGAGCUGAAGAACUCUGGGCAGGGCCGUGUGAACCGUGAACGAUCUGAGCAGCCGAGAUCGGUUCAUAGUUUUCCAUGCCUAAAAGAACUGUAUGACCUUCGCAAGUAUUUUGUUUAUGAUCAUAUUUUUGCAGAAAAAAUUACAUCUAUAGAUACACAGCUGAGUCCUGUGGAGGAAGAGAAUCAGAACUUGAAGAAGGCAGUGACUCUCUUACAAGCCCAACUCGAGAUGGAAAAAGAGAAGCGGGUGACUAUGGAGGAGGAGUACAGCCUCGUGCUGAAGGAGAACUGUGACCUUGAGCAGAGACUGGUGGACGUUGACCUGUACCGCAGCCGAGCCGAAGAGCUGGAGAGCGAAGUGGCUGAAAUGAGGCAGAUAUUUCAGUGUGAGAAGCCAUUUGUCAGCGGGGUGGAAAAGCUCGUUCCGGAGUCUUUCUUUAUCUCCUUGAAAGACUCUCUAGAGAAGGAGCGGAGUCGGAGCCCUUCGAAUGGUGUGUCUUUGACUGUUCCAGAGCUUGAAAAAAGGGCUCUGAAAAGAAGCAGCAGCGAGACCUUUUUGGGCAGCACUGUGGGUGGAGACCUUCUGAAGGGCCACGAGGAGACGUGUAUCCGGAGGGCCGAAGCCGUAAAGCAAAGGGGCAUCUCUCUGCUGAAUGAGGUUGAUGCGCAGUACAAUGCUCUGAAGGUCAAGUACGAGGAACUCCUGAAGAAGUGUCUCUUGGACGAGGAGUCGGUGAAACACAAGGCCGUGCAGACCUCAAAGCAGUGCUCCAAAGAGUCAAACGUGGGCAAUGGGGCCUUGGACAUGCGUCUUAGAGAACUGGAAGGCACAAGUGCCGAUCUGGCCAGCCUAACCACUAAUACGCCGCCCGAGUACAAACUUCUCUUCAAGGAAAUCUUCAGUUGCAUCAAGAAAACCAAGCGAGAAAUAGACGAGCACAGAGCCAAGUAUUGCGCUCUCUCAUCUCAGCCAUAGUAUCCUCGGUGUCACCCUAGUUAUAUAAAUCUGUGUCACCUUAAAAAGAGUGUUGAUGCAGCUCUCGUUGUUGAUAUGAAGCAUGGUGUUGAAUGUCUGUAUUCUAGAGUUUUGUUCUCUUGUAGAAUGGGUUGGGUCUCCUUAGGUAUUUGCAUUUUGUGAAGAAAGCAUUUGCAGAAAAACUGACUUGCUCAGAGGGAGUUACUACAGACGGUAAACUGGCAAAUAAAUGCUACACUAUUUGGUUGACCUCUCUAUUGCAGGGAAUUGACUCCUGUCUGAAAACAUGAAAACUCAGAAGUAGCUGUGUUCUGCUGCUCCUGGGCUAGAUUAUUCCUUCAGGUCAUUCGUGUGGCCAAAAUCUAAAAAGUAGAAAUCGCUGUAGCCACUGAACACUGUAACUGUAAAAUUAAGUUAUGACAUCUCCCAAAAGAUACCAUAUUUGACGUCGUUAAGAGGUUGUGAUUGUAACUAGGAUUUUUUCAAACCAGCUGUCCAUUAUAACGUGCCAGUAAGUCCAAAUGCAUCUGUUACUGACUGGGUUUUCAAUGUAUUGUUCCUGAAAAGCCAGUUUGGCCUAUAAGGGAGAUGAUUUUUAGAAACUGCUGGAGGAGGCCGGCCCCUUGGAAUGUGUUUUCAGUCUUGUAAGUGUUGAAAGGAUCCAUUUAAGGGAGGAGUGACUACUAAAUCGUUUCCACAAGUAAGCAAAUUUUCAGAGUCCGCUCUGGAUUUCCGAAGUUGUUGAGUCCUUUUGGAAGAAGGCUAAGCACAAAAGGCUUCCAGCGCUGUGUGCAAUGUGGCAUCUGUUUUUUCUCUGCAUGCCUGAACUGUGUCCAGCAGUGAGUUUCAGUGCUUGGAUUCGCUUUAGUACAAAACAUUAAAGUUGCCACACAGUGAACUUAAACCCAGAUAGUGACUUCUCCUGGUGCUUUAGCACAACCUGGGGGAGCCUGACAGCAGUCACCACCACAUGUGGCUUAAGCCAGUAACCGUCCAUUACCUAGAGUUUCCCUUUGGUGUCACAAGUGUCCUGUCUGUAAAAGGGCCCACAGCGUGCAUAACUUUGGUAGGUGUACAGUGUUUAGGAUACUGUGUCAGGAGGGCAAAGACGGAACACUGCAGAUGCCUCUACUGCUUGCGUGAGCCAAGGGCAUGGCCUGUAACUACUGGAGUCUGAGGAAAGGUUGCCUAUAUUUGAGCACAGGAAGAGACCAUGAUAGUAAAGGGAAGCAGCAGGUUCGUUGUCCUCCACUCUGUUCCUUGGCUGCACAAGUCUGGGGGUACAGACUGAAAAGGGUAAAGCAAGAUUGGCUCUUUUGUUGUAACAGAAGUUUAAAUUCCUGGGCACAGGGCAACAUGAGUAGGUACUGAGAGUUUCUUAAAGUAGAAGAGUAAAAAUGAUGCUAAGAAAUGGGAAAGCAAACAGCAGCACUAGAAAAAGUAACUGCCCCCCCCGCAAGCCUAAACUGUAUUGCAGCUUUAAUUUAGUUGCUCUUAACACACUUCUCUGCCUUAUGUACAGUAUAUAAUGGGGACUAAGCAUUCUGACCAGUUUUCAGUAUAUGGAAACACAUUCCACAAAAGUGCAUAUUUAAACUUAUUUAAAGAGUUGUAAGCUAUUGUGAAUAUUUGGUGUAAAGUUAAUAAAAGGUCUUUGGCAACUACAUGAGGUCUGCUGCUUUCAAGUCUCUCUGCACAGCAAGCAUUAAAGGCAGCAAGGGCUGCCCCACAAAAGGCAAGGUCUGAUUGCAUUACCUGGACCCACAAGGUUUAGGAGAUGGAACUGAACAGAGGCCAAAAGCGGAUUUAGCUUUUGUGCCUGUAAACAAUAUGUACAGAAACUGUGGUCCACACUCUGCAACAGGGCACAUAAAAAUUACAAGCCACAAAUUAAAAUCCAUUUCAGACUGAUGAAAUUGAGACAGGCAAACCCUUUUAGAAAGAUAACGGGUCAAAAGCAGAUUCUUCCAUCCAUGAUGUUCAGGUCUGAUCUUAAAAGCAUUGUCUGAAGGAAGCAUGUGAUUCGGCUAACUUUGACCCGGGUACGCCUGUGUCCUCUUACACCUUGGCUUUUAUUGUCUGUUAGCUUAUGCAACACCUUAAAUGUAUUACAAACACUGUAAAGAGAGACUAUAAAUUGUUUCCUGUUGCUCUUCAGUAUGUAUUUGGGACAAUUUGGGGUGUUUUCCGUGUUUCAUUGAGAGGACAAAGAAUGGAUGCCAUGGACUGAACUCAGCUUCCCAGAAAAUGUGCCAGUUGGGUGAUACGUCUUUGCAAUCAAUUUAGGCUAACUGCUUAUCUGCUUGCCUUACAACGCAGGCAUAAUCAGACUGUACACUGUGGCCAGAAGAACUUGCUUCCUGCCUUUUUAUCUUUCUAAUUCUUAAGUUUUAUUAGCCUGAACAGUUGUGACCUCGCAAGCUUGUGUAACAUUCCGUGUCUUUUCGA
Gekko japonicus is the source of this 3999-nucleotide messenger RNA. RefSeq names its product cerebellar degeneration related protein 2 (gene CDR2). The coding region runs from base 175 to 1551 and encodes 458 amino acids. Lineage: Eukaryota; Metazoa; Chordata; Lepidosauria; Squamata; Gekkonidae. The transcript has 5 exons. The record is from RefSeq and is a predicted model, not a curated record.